Cokeromyces recurvatus is the source of this 1776-nucleotide messenger RNA. RefSeq lists its product as uncharacterized. Bases 1 to 1776 code for a protein of 591 amino acids. The transcript is spliced from 4 exons. Gene Ontology annotation, cellular component: cytoplasm. Gene Ontology annotation, biological process: signal transduction; regulation of GTPase activity. NCBI's taxonomy places the organism in Eukaryota, Fungi, Mucoromycota, Mucoromycetes, Mucorales, Mucoraceae. The record is from RefSeq and is a predicted model, not a curated record.
AUGACCAUACCCUUUACUAAUCCCUCUCUAACAUCCCUUAAUAAUAAAGAUACCCAACAGAAUGAUUUAUGGAAUAUAAUUGAAAAACAACGUGUUAUCAUUCAUGAAUUACAAAAAGCUCUUAAUAAUAUAACGCGAGAAAGAGAUGAUUUAUUGGUGAAAAUAACGACUUUUGAAAAUAAUAAUAAUAAUAAUAUGACAGACCAGAAGUCGAGUACAACAAGUAGCAGUAGUAGUACAGAUAGUAAUAAAUCAAAUGGUGGAACAACACCUACUCUUCCUCCAAGAUCACCUUAUAGGUCAAAUAACUUAUCAUCGCAAGAAGAUACCACUAAUAAAUUAAAAGUAUUACAAAUAAAAAUAAUAUCAACAAAUGUAACCUCAUUUGUGAUAUCUAUCCUUAAUUCAGCUGGACAAGAACUUUGGCAUAUUGAAAAGCUAUAUAUUGAUUUUAUUAAUUUAAUAGAUGAUAAACUAUUAUCAAUUCCUUUAGAGCAACGUCAAUUAUUUUUGGAAGCUUAUUUCAAGACUCUCAUUCAAUCAAAACCUCAACAUGAGUUGGGCUUUUUAUAUUCUUUUAUUACUCCUUUACCUCAUUCUCAUAAAGGUUAUUUAUUUAAAAGAGAAAAGCAAGGCUGGAAACAAUAUUACUUUAUUCUAUUACCUGAAUCAUCUGAAUUAAAAUAUUUUGAUGCAAGUAUCGAAAGAAAACAUGAUGGCCAGAUUUAUUUGGGAACUUUAUCCUUAACCUCUGAGACACAAAUUAGUAAAAAGCAAUCACUUGAUACUACCACAAAUGAUUUUAUCAAAAAAUCGUUACAGUAUGCUUUCACUAUCUUGACACCCCACCAUUCUAUUGUUCUUAGUACGAAAUCAGAUUCGGAACAAGAGAAAUGGAUGAAAUCUCUUUCAGAUAUCGUUAAACCACCUUUAAUGCCUUAUAGAUCCCAUUCUAAUCCUUCUUUCCGUCAGAGCGUAGACGAACAAGCUAUCUUUAAAUACUAUGAAACGUCUGAUGAAUAUGAAAAUAAAAAGAAAAAGAAAGAAAAACGUCGUAAAACAUUUUGGUUUAGUAAACCUGUUGCUAACAAGCAUGUAUUCAAAGUCUUUGGUAUUACAUUGGAGGAAGCUAUACGUGAAUGUUCCUUAAUGCAAUUACCUGCUAUCGUUUAUCGUUGCUUGGCUUAUUUGGAUGCUCAAGGGGCUGCCUAUGAAGAAGGAAUUUAUCGAUUAAGUGGAAGUUCAGUGCAAGUAGAUCAACUGCGACAAACGUUUUGUGAACAAGGUGAUGUGGAUUUACUGAAAUAUGAUUCUGAUCUGGAUGUACAUGUAGUAGCUGGCCUAUUAAAGUUAUGGUUGAGAGAGCUUCCAACAAAUAUCUUGACAAAUGAAUUAUUAGAUCAAUUCUUGGCUGCUGUGGAUAUUAAGAGUAAAUCAAGCCGUAUUAAACAAUUAAAAUAUUUGGUGGCAAUGCUUCCUAAAUCUAAUUAUGUCUUGUUGAAUUCACUACUUUCUCAUUUACUGGGCAUUGCACAGCGUGCUGACCAUAAUAAGAUGACAGUGAGAAAUAUGGGAAUUGUCUUUGCUCCAACGUUGUCUAUACCAUCUACUAUUUUUACUUUAUUUAUGAAUGAAUUCAAGGUCAUUUUUUGUAAUGACCAUCAUCAAAAGGAAUCAAGGGCAAGUCAUAUUAGUCUACCUGACUCAACAACUUUAGCAGAUCGAGUCAAAUUUGAAUAUUUAUUAAAAAUUGAAAACGAAAAGACAAAAAAAUAA